Molecule: messenger RNA, 1336 nt
Organism: Funneliformis geosporum
Lineage: Eukaryota; Fungi; Glomeromycota; Glomeromycetes; Glomerales; Glomeraceae
Source: the annotation of a GenBank genome assembly
ACUAUAUUAGCACGCAUUUUAUCUGUUACACUUAAAAACACAUCAAAGUUUGGGUUUGAGGAUAUUCGUGCAUACCCACUUAGAGGGUAUCAUACAGAAAAGAGAGCCUAUAUUCGCAUUACUACAUGGAAUCACUUUGAUCGGAACAAGGCAUUGAAAGCGGUUCGUGAAGUUGGCAUUCAUACAGCCUCAGAUGAUCUAACCUGCCAGUAUUAUUAUCGCAAAAUAGCCCGUGAAGAAAGAUUACCUCUUUCGAGUUGGGCAGUAUUAAGUAAUUAUUUAUACGAACGCAUUCAGGAGGGUACUUAUCUCUUCCAAGUAUCCGUGAACAAUUACAACCCAAUAAGCGAUGACGAGUAUAACAAUCCAUUAAUUUCUUCUACACUUUUACGGGAUCGCACUCUAGUCCUAACAUGGGAUAUAGAGACAUACAGUUCACGAAGAAUGGGUGGGGUGCCCAAUGCAAAAUAUGAAGAGGACGUUGUGUUCAUGAUUUGUAUGACAGUUCAUUGGAAGGAUGAUCCCGAACCGUUAAAACGAAUCUGUCUUGUCGAUGUUGAAACUGCGCCAGAUCCACAAUGGAUUACAGUCAUAUGCGGGUCUCAAACCAACUUGUUAAAGGCCUUUGCAUUAUGUUGGAAGAAUUUAGCCCCAGAUAUAUAUAUAGGCUUUAAUGAUUCACAAUACGACUGGAAAUUUAUUGUGGAGAAAGCUAAUAAAUUAGGAGUUCUCGAAUGGAUGUUCAAUCAUAUGUCAUUCAAGCCAUCAAGCCUGGAAAAAAUUAUAAAAUGGGAAUAUCGAUAUAACAUGAUAAAAGUAAAUGAUGGAAAAUUCCAUUCGAAACAUCUUAAAAUUCCCGGCUGUGUGGCUAUUGACGUCCGGCCCUGUUUUAUGGGAUUUUAUUCUAAAGCCGAAAAAAGUAGUCUCGCAUAUUACUUAGGGGAGUGUAAUCUUGAAAACAAAGUGGAUUUACCUAUUCACCGUAUGAACAAAUAUUAUGAAAGAGCAUUAAAAGAAACAAAUGUUACAACGGCCGAGCAGAUGCGUGAAGUGGCCAAAUACUGCAUUAUCGACGCUCUUAGCUGUCAGCGGUUAAUGGUAAAGCGAAAUGCAAUUAACGAGUACAGGGAGGUGGCAUCCGUGGCCUUCAUAUCAUUAUAUGAUUCACAUUAUUUUGCAGUAGGAAUGAAAGUGCGUAAUCUUUUAAGUGCCGGUGCGUGGCAGGAAGGGAUUUUAACCAGUACAAUUCCAUGUGAACAAACGGAAACAGGAAAAUACCCUGGAGCCUAUGUUUUCCCACCGGUAAAGGGUCUUGAGAAUAAACGUCCUGUCACAG